Molecule: messenger RNA, 1279 nt
Organism: Athene cunicularia (burrowing owl)
Lineage: Eukaryota; Metazoa; Chordata; Aves; Strigiformes; Strigidae
Gene: C1H3orf52
Product: chromosome 1 C3orf52 homolog
Exons: 7
Coding region: 97-795 (232 amino acids)
Source: RefSeq, a predicted model, not a curated record
UUAGGCUGCAUAGCAGCUAGAGAGAGGACAAUUCACGGCUAAAAGCCUCACACCAGAACUGCUACUGACCAUAAGUGCCACUGAAACCAGAAGGAAAUGAGUUGUCGCUGUGCUUGCUUCAGAGACAGCAGUCCUCGUGCAGAGACAGAAACUAUGAAACGGCAAAGCUCUGGUCAGGAGCAUGACAUUAUUGAAUUGCAAGAAGAUAACAUGGAGGAAAGUGAGGCUGAUCAUGAAAAGCCUCUAAAUUCUCAAGCAAGAAAGGAGAGCAAUCACUGGAAAUCAUGCAGGAAUGUAGUUUUCUGGAAGUGUAAAUUAUGGAUGGUUAUCACUACAAUUUUUCUAGUAUUCUUCCUGGUCAUUCUCAUCAGCCUAAUUCUUUAUUCUACUGUUUACACAGAUGAGGAUGACUACUGGGAUCCUGAUGCACUACUAAAUAGUGGAUACUAUCGCAAUUUUUCAGGAACAUUGGAGUUAAUGUGUGGUCUCCCACACCUUUUCUCUGAAGAAAUUACUAAGAGGUUAACAGAUGUCUACAGUUCAUCUCCAGCUCUAGGACGCUACUUUAGGUCAGCUCAGGUGGUUUAUUUCAGUAACGAAAGCUCCACUGUAUUUUAUCAGCUAGAGUUUUCUGUACCACCACAAACAGAUGGGUUUAUGGAAAACACGAUGAACCCAGAUUUUAUAAGGAACAUUUUACGUCAAAAUAUUUAUGAUGAAUAUGAUACUUUUAAUCCUGGGACAUCUGAGUGUAACACAUUAAAGCUUGACCCGACUUCUCUCACACUAACAUAGAAAUGAUGGAAAGACUCCUCAUCAUCUUCCCUUCCUAGAAGAGAUGGUCUUCUCCUAUCUAUUAUUAAUCCCAGGGCAGGAAGCUAUUCAUUAGGUAGAAACACUUCUAAAGAUGUUGUCCUGUAAAUACCGGCUGUGAUGCAAUGUUGUAAAUGGAAAAUGUGGUAUAUUUAUAACAGUGUUGUACUCCUAUAAGAAUGCUACCUCCUUUACUGUGGUCCUGAUAUCUCAAUAACCCAUGUCACUCUUGUGAAAAUCAUGUAUCUUAUCUGAUACAUGCUCUGUUGACUUUGAAACCUCUGCUUUGUCUUGCCUUAUGAUUAAAUCUGGAUUCCCUUCCCUUUAAAAGCAGCUCCUUUCUUCUUCUCUUGGCUCAUCCAAAAUUAUCUGCACAGCUUCAUCCUUAAUGCUCGUUUCCACCCAUGCUCAUGUCUGUUACUUUUUCCCCUGCUAACUUCAUAUGCAAUGUUUCUCUGUUGUUUGU